AUGGAUACCGCUGAAGAGAACAACAAGGACGCUUUCUACGGGGAAGCCAAUGCGCUGAUCUCUAGGAUACCCGGUCAGCAGAUGAUGGAUGUGAACAGUCGGAUCUCAUCAUCGCUUCCACUUUUAAGAAGAAUCAUCGACGCUAUCAGCUCAAGUGGCAAGGGUCUUGGAGCGAAUCAUGCUGGGCUGGCCAAUUCGAAGUCAAUACAGUCAGCCUUUUUGGAUCUCGAAGCCCCAUUCAACUCUUUUCGUUGGUACCGUCUUCUCAACGUGAUUCGCCCUGCUCCGAGCACUAGGAAGAUAGCUGUGGAUGCAAUGUUACAAAGCUUAUUCGUUAUAUUAUACAUGAUGAUCCCUGCAAUAGCCUCCAGUCUAAUUUGCGCCAAGAAACCGAAAAUGGAAAGUAGCAGUAGUGCAUCGGCAGAAAAGAAGGAACGUCCGAGUCGAAAAUUUGCUCCUGCACUGCAGCCUAAACGAAUUGCGUUGACUCGAAAAGAGGUUUUGAUAAAGGGCGGCCUACGUGCAGGAAGGCACGCUUAUCCUACACUGGAUGAUAUUAAAAGUGAUUGGAGCGAAAAAGAAGAGAAGAAUAAAGGAAAAAGUGAUGAGUUAGCGAAGAAGGGGUCAAAGGAUGACAAAGAAAAGGAGGGAGAUGCGAAAGCAAAACCAAUGGAACAGAAAUAUGGCGACAUGAAACAAAAAGAGGAGGAAGAACAUGAUGGUGCAAAAGAACGUGUCGAGCAGGAUAAAAAAGUGAUUGUAGGAUCAGGUUCAGCCGAUUCAAAACAAUCAAAAGAAUCUGAAAAGCAACAGGAAAAAGUAGGAGAGGAGAACAAUAGUAGUAAUGUGCCCAACGAUGGUCAUGUCGAAAAAAGGCUACGAGAAGAAAAAAAAGGGAGUAACGAGAAAGAAGAAAACGACAAAAAAGAUGUCAAAACUAAGUCAUAA
This is a messenger RNA of Necator americanus (New World hookworm), 948 nucleotides long. RefSeq lists its product as uncharacterized. The coding region runs from base 1 to 948 and encodes 315 amino acids. The transcript has 7 exons. The record is from RefSeq and is a predicted model, not a curated record. NCBI's taxonomy places the organism in Eukaryota, Metazoa, Nematoda, Chromadorea, Rhabditida, Ancylostomatidae.